ACACACAUUCAUGCAUGCACAUAUAGAUGCACAUUAUGUACAUACAAGCAAGGAAGGGGUCACAUUUCUCUUUAAAUUUUUACCUGAACACUAGCUGCAGUAUGUCACAGUGUCUCCGAGAAAGCUUCGUGGCUAAGAAACUUCCACCACUGACUCUUAGGAACCCUAAUUAUUAUAAUAUAUACAAAAAGAGAGAGAGAUGCAAUAUUUAAAUUCAUUAAAAAAAUAAAAAGAAAUGAAGAAUGUUAUGCAAAUCAAAAGCCUCCUUCUACACCUCUUCAUCAUCUUCUCCUUUAUCUUUCAUUCCUUCUCUCUCUACUCUCUCUCUCUCUCUCUCUCUCUCUCUAGAGUUCUCUUGUUUCUGAUUCCAUGUAUUUCAAAAAAACACUUGAAACUUUCUAAAAGAGAAUAAAGAGAAGGAAUUUAAACCAUGGUUUUCUCGUCUGGUACACCCUUUCUAGAUCACCACAAUUGGCACCAACAGUUGCAACAAUCAAGCCAUCAACAAGGAAGUGGUGGAGGAGGAGAAAACCCUAAUUUUCAGUCACCGCUGGCGCCUCCACAACAUGGAGGUUCUGGUGGCGGAGAAGGAUCGAUUAGACCAGGAUCUAUGGUGGAUCGAGCCAGACUAGCGAAGCUACCCAUGCCUGAGCCAGGCUUGAACUGCCCUCGUUGUGAUUCCACAAACACCAAAUUUUGUUACUUCAACAACUACAGCCUCACGCAGCCUCGACACUUUUGCAAGACGUGCAGGCGUUAUUGGACACGAGGUGGUGCUCUAAGGAAUGUUCCAGUUGGUGGAGGUUGUAGGAGGAACAAAAGAAGUAACAAAAGCAGCAGAAGGUCAAAAUCUCCAGGCCAAAAGGUGGCUAAAUCCAUGAACGGGAGUCCAUCAAGCAGGUAUACCACCGGACACAUAGCAACAAGUAAUCAGCAUCCACAUCCAUCUUCACUUCAAUUACCCUUCAUGAGCUCAUUUGGAGGUAUUUCUGGUAAUAUUACAUCAAAUAUUGAUGGACUUCAUCCUCAAAAUGGAAUGGGUAAUUUCCAAUUCGGAUCUGAAGGUUCAAAUGGAAAUAAUUUCAGUAACAUUUUAUCAAUUGGAAGUGGUGAGAGUUGGAGAUUGCCAUUCUUGGCAGGAUUUGAGGCACCUAAUAAUACCAACUUAUUUCACUAUCAAAGUGAAGGUGGAGUUGCACCACCAGCAUCUUCGAUGAUCGAGAACCCUCAUGCAGAUCCUCCAGUGAAAGUCGAAGAAACCCGAGGUCUGAAUUUAUCAAGACAACUUCUGGGUAUUUCAGAAAAUGCCAAUCAACAACCAUGGUCAGGGAGUAAUACAUGGGCUGAAUUUUCUGGUGUCAAUACUUCUUCUACUCCUACAACACAUUUCAUAUGAUCUUUUACUUUGGAGGAAUUUCUUUCAUCUAAGCGUUCAACUGAGUUAACUUGGACUCCGAAAUCCAAGAUAAGCAAGAAUGUCAUGUGGUCUCACUCAAGAUCGGUUACUACUGAAGAACUGAAGGACAAAAAUGGUAGGUUUACUAUAUGCUAUUCAAAUUGAAUGUUAUGGUAAAGUAGUGUGUUGUGCUUUUAAUUCAACUAAUUAAUGUGUUUGAGAGUUCAAUUACUUGUACUUCAUGUCUAAUGUUUUUACUUAAUUUGUGUCAAAGUGUGUGGUACUUUUUCA
This is a messenger RNA of Lactuca sativa (garden lettuce), 1687 nucleotides long. Its product is annotated as dof zinc finger protein DOF3.6. Gene Ontology annotation, molecular function: DNA binding; DNA-binding transcription factor activity. Gene Ontology annotation, biological process: regulation of DNA-templated transcription. The record is from RefSeq and is a predicted model, not a curated record. Lineage: Eukaryota; Viridiplantae; Streptophyta; Magnoliopsida; Asterales; Asteraceae.